ACACAGAGGAAGGGGGCGGGGUCACGUCACGGCUCCUCUUGUCCAGGCAAGUUCCUGCACUGCAUUAGAAAAAGAAGAUACAUAGCUGCACGCACGCUCACGACAUUGUCCAUACACAGUGAGGACAGCUGUGCGACCUUUAGAUAUACGCAAAAACACUGAAAAAAACUGGUUGCUCUCUCGGGAAAACUAAAAUGUGUGGAAGGACUGCAUGCACACUCGCUCCCGACGAGGUGAGUCGAGCCUGCUCGUACAGGAGCAAAGGGGGUAAGAGGAGACAGCCCCGGUGGAGGGAUGGAGACGCAGACAAAUACCAACCUUCUUACAACAAGAACCCCCAGUCCAUGAAUCCGGUCCUGCUGUCAGGGAGGCAUUUGGACGAGAAUGCUUCUAGGAAGGAGCGUGUGUUGACCUGCAUGCGUUGGGGUCUGGUACCUGCCUGGUUCAAGGGGGACGACCCCAAGAAGAUGCAGUUCAAUACCAGCAACUGCCGCAGUGAGAAUAUAUUGGAGAAGAAGUCGUACAAGGAUCCCUUCGUCAAAGGGCAGCGCUGCGUCGUCCUGGCUGACGGUUUUUACGAGUGGCAGAAGUUGGAAAAAGGCAAGCAGCCCUACUUCAUCUACUUCCCCCAGGUUCAGGAGCCCGGCCAGGAGAGAAAAGAGGGUGACCCCGCAACAAUAAGUCAUAAGAAGAAUUCGGAGGCCGUGCGCCCUGCGGGAAAGGGCGAAGAGGCACCAGGUGAGUGGACUGGAUGGAGGUUGCUGACUAUGGCUGGAGUGUUUGAUUGCUGGACACCACCAGGUGGUGGAGAACCUCUUUACACAUACAGCAUCAUCACUGUGAAUGCUGCCCCCAAUUUAGAGAGCAUCCAUAACAGGAUGCCAGCUAUCCUGGAUGGAGAGGAUGAAGUGAGGCGAUGGCUUGAUUUUGGAAAGGUGAAGUCUCUAGAUGCUCUGAAGCUGCUCGAGUCUAAAAACAUUUUGACUUUCCACCCCGUGUCUACGUUAGUCAACAACACGCGCAACAACGUUCCUAAGUGCCUCGAGCCAGUGGAUCUCAACAGCAAAAAGGAGCCCAAGCCCACAGCGAGCAGUAAGAUGAUGAAAAGCUGGCUGGCGAGCGGUUCCCCUUUAAAGAGGAAGGAAUCUGACAUGAGUGAUGGUAGAGAAGAGCAACGAGACAAGAUUCAGCACAAGUCCACAGGACUGAAGCAGUGGCUGCAGGGAACCAAUAAGAAACCAAGAACCAAGUGAAUAUAUGAACUGAAAACUGUGCAGUGAAUGAAAGACCAUUAAGCCUUAUUAUUUUUUAUUAUUCUACUAUUUUGGCAAGUAUUACAAAAAAAAGUACAUGUUCUGAUGUGAAAUGUAAAAUAGAUACUCCAAAUUUUUCAAUAAAUGUCAUUAACACAGGA
Mugil cephalus (flathead mullet) is the source of this 1414-nucleotide messenger RNA. RefSeq names its product 5-hydroxymethylcytosine binding, ES cell specific (gene hmces). The transcript has 7 exons. The record is from RefSeq and is a predicted model, not a curated record. Gene Ontology annotation, biological process: DNA damage response. The coding region runs from base 195 to 1253 and encodes 352 amino acids. Lineage: Eukaryota; Metazoa; Chordata; Actinopteri; Mugiliformes; Mugilidae. Gene Ontology annotation, molecular function: single-stranded DNA binding.